This is a messenger RNA of Musca vetustissima, 1065 nucleotides long. RefSeq names its product acyl-CoA Delta-9 desaturase-like. Bases 1 to 1065 code for a protein of 354 amino acids. Gene Ontology annotation, cellular component: endoplasmic reticulum membrane. Lineage: Eukaryota; Metazoa; Arthropoda; Insecta; Diptera; Muscidae. The transcript is spliced from 4 exons. Gene Ontology annotation, molecular function: iron ion binding; stearoyl-CoA 9-desaturase activity. The record is from RefSeq and is a predicted model, not a curated record. Gene Ontology annotation, biological process: unsaturated fatty acid biosynthetic process.
AUGGCCCCGAAUACAGAAAGUCGCAUAACCGGUGUCUUGAAUGAAAAUGAUACCGAUACCAUCGAUGGAGGCUUGGCCAAAGAUAUAACACCAUUGAAAGGGGCCGAGAAACGAAAAGUCGAAUUGGUCUGGUUCAAUAUAAUCGUAUUUGUGUAUCUAUCGUGUAGUGCCUUCUAUGGGGCAUAUCUUUUUUUUGCAAGAGCUUAUAAAUGGCAAACUUAUAUAUGGUUCUUAUUCACCCUGUACAUGACAGCAUUUGGCAUUACGGUGGGUGCGCACCGUUUGUGGUCACAUCGUUCGUAUAAGGCUAAAUUACCGCUGCGUUUAAUAUUGCUCUUCUUCUCGACAAUGGCUUUUCAAAAUUCCAUCUAUGAAUGGUCACGCGAUCAUCGGGUCCAUCAUAAAUUCACCGAAACCGAUGCUGAUCCGCAUAAUGCUAUGCGUGGUUUCUUUUUCUCGCAUGUCGGCUGGUUGCUGUGCAAAAAACAUCCCGACGUUAAGACAAAGGGCAAGACAAUUGAUAUGUCCGAUUUGGAAGCUGAUCCGAUGCUAAUGUGGCAGCAUAAAUACUAUGGCAUAUUGAUGCCUCUACUGUGCUUCAUUUUCCCCACUUUACUGCCAAUGUAUUUGUGGGAUGAAACCUUUGUCAAUGCCUGGCAUAACACAGUUUUGCGUUGGUUUUUCUUGGUCAAUGGAACCUGGUGUAUUAACAGUGUCUGUCAUAUAUUCGGAACAAAGCCAUACGAUAAGAAUUACAACCCAGCUGAAAAUGCCCAAAUAUCCCUGUUUACUGUUGGCGAAUGUUGGCACAAUUAUCAUCAUGUCUUCCCGUGGGAUUAUAAGGCAGCCGAAUUCGGUGGAUCCUUCAACAAUUUCAGUGCUGCCUUUAUUGAAUUUUUUGCGAAAUUCGGUUGGGCCUAUGAUAUGAAAACGGUGCCGCCGCAUGUCAUACAGAAGCGUGUUCUACGUACCGGUGAUGGUAGCCAUCCAGUAUGGGGUUGGGGUGACAAAGAUCAAACGGGUGAAGAAAAGAAAUCGGCCAUAAUUCUGAAUAGGGAGCUAUAA